Symbiodinium pilosum is the source of this 792-nucleotide messenger RNA. Lineage: Eukaryota; Dinophyceae; Suessiales; Symbiodiniaceae. The record is from the annotation of a GenBank genome assembly.
AUGUUCGGCUGUUGUCAAGCGCACGGCGACAACCAGGCGGAGGUUGUGCAUGCUCACGUCCCCGAUCCUGGUGUGAAGGAUGGUAAUCAAAUCGAGCAACGUCCUUGCCACACGUAUCCGAACGGAUCCACUUACACUGGUGAGUGGCUUGGGGCGCAUAGACAUGGCCAUGGCACACAGGUCUGGCCAGACGGUGCUCGAUACGAAGGCCGAUGGGCAAAUGACAAAGCUCACGGCUGGGGAAGAUUUGAGCACACAGAUGGCGACAUUUACGAAGGAAAUUGGUUGAAUGACAAAGCUCACGGCCAAGGAACUUACACCCACGCCAGCGGCUCCAAGUUUAGCGGGGAAUGGAGAGAUGACAAGCAGCAUGGCUUUGGUGAAGAGACGUGGCCCGAUGGAGCCCGGUAUGUCGGAGACUACAAGAACGGUCUCAAGUCUGGGCGAGGUGAUUUUACUUGGGCUGACGGGUCCAGUUAUUCAGGACAGUUCCAUGAGAAUGACAUUCAUGGCGAAGGCAAAUACAGUUGGGAAGAUGGACGUGUCUACGAGGGUCAGUGGGACAAGAACAGAAUGCACGGUGUAGGGAAGUUCCGGUGGGCCGACGGACGAAUCUAUGAGGGAGGCUACGUCAACGACCAGAAAGAGGGCCGGGGUAAAUUUUCUUGGCCUGAUGGGCGCUCUUAUGAGGGGCAGUGGGCAGAAGGCAAGCAGCAUGGCAGCGGCGUUUUCACCAACCAGAAGGGUGAGAGGAAAGUGGGUGAGUGGCUGAACGGCAAGCGGCAGAACUGA